Messenger RNA from Trichomycterus rosablanca, 2916 nucleotides. RefSeq names its product solute carrier family 27 member 6 (gene slc27a6). NCBI's taxonomy places the organism in Eukaryota, Metazoa, Chordata, Actinopteri, Siluriformes, Trichomycteridae. The record is from RefSeq and is a predicted model, not a curated record. The transcript has 10 exons. The coding region runs from base 122 to 1990 and encodes 622 amino acids. Gene Ontology annotation, molecular function: long-chain fatty acid-CoA ligase activity; long-chain fatty acid transmembrane transporter activity.
AAGUAACAUUGAAAUGGACAUGUGUGGAUGAGAUGAUCUUCUGCUGUUAAAUUAUUCUCGUUUUGUGUCUUUCUUUCUUUUCAUUGAGAAAUUUACGGGUUAGUUUAGUAUUUGGUCAGUCAUGGUUUUCCCAGUAUCCUGGGCUACUGCUCUGCUGACAGGCAUCUUCUCAGCUCACAUCGCCCAGCGUCUGUUUCUCCCUUACUUCUGGAAGGACGUCUUCUACCUGAUUAAAGUCAUCAGAUACGGACUUCGCCUUGCGCGCUUCAAAAAGACCUCUAAAAUCACCACGGUUCUGGAUCGGUUCGUUCAACAGGCGCAGAAGAUCCCUGACCAGCCUUUUCUGAUCUUUGAGGGGGAAUCGUUCUCGUACCGGGAUCUGGAUGAGCGCAGUAACCGGGUAGCGCGGGCUCUGCAGCAGCACACAGCCCUGAAGAAAGGAGACACGGUGGCGCUGCUCAUGCACAACGAGCCCGACUUCAUCUGCGUCUGGUUCGGUCUGAACAAACUCGGAUGCGCCGUAGCUUUCCUCAACACCAACAUCAAACCCAGAUCUCUGCUGCACUGCUUCAACUCGUGCGGGGCAAAACUGCUGGUGGUCGGGGCAGACUUGUUGGAUACAUUGGAAGACAUCCUGCCUAAUCUGCAAGAGGACGGAAUCUCAGUAUGGGCUAUGAAGGAGGUCUCUCACCUCGGGGUGCACUGCCUGGUAGACAAGCUAGAGGAGGCCUCAUGUGAUCCACUGCCAGCUGAGCUUAGAUCUGCAACCUCACUUAAGUCUGCCACACUUUAUAUCUUCACUUCAGGGACCACAGGGUUACCAAAAGCAGCUGUGAUCACUCAUCUACAGUCUCUGAAGGCCUCAGCUGGGUUUUGGGCAUAUGGUGGUACAGCAAAAGAUGUGAUCUACACACCACUUCCUCUCUACCACAGUGCGGCCUCCCUCAUCGGCAUUGGCGGCACAAUAGAACUGGGUGCAACAUGUGUUUUAAAAAAGAAAUUCUCAGCCUCCCAGUUCUGGAAUGACUGCAGAAAGUAUGACAUUACAAUAUUUCAGUAUAUCGGGGAGCUUUGCCGCUAUCUCUGCAAUCAGCCUAAGGAGGAAAAUGAGAAGGAUCAUAAAGUGCGUAUGGGUGUUGGAAAUGGUCUUCGGGCGGACAUAUGGAGAGAGUUUCACCAUCGGUUUGGCGAGCUCCGCAUGUGUGAGCUGUACGGCUCCACAGAAGGAAACCUCUGCUUCAUGAACCAUAUCGGCAAGAUAGGAGCUGUUGGCCGCUCCAACUUCUUCUACAAGCUCUUGUUUAAGUAUGACUUGGUGAAAUAUGACAUGGUGAAAGACGAGCCUGUAAGAAACGAGCAUGGUUUCUGUGAGCGGGUUAAAAAAGGUGAGAUGGGGUUGUUAUUGUCCAAGAUUAGUUCCAAGACUCCCUUUUUUGGUUAUGCUGGGAGCAAACAGCUGACCGAGAAAAAGCUAAUGAGGAACGUGUUUAAGAAAGGCGAUGCCUAUUUUAACACAGGCGACUUGAUGGUUGAGGACAAGGAGAGUUUUAUCUCGUUUAAGGACCGAGUUGGGGACACCUUCAGAUGGAAGGGUGAAAAUGUGGCCACCACAGAGGUGACAGAGUUUCUGGGAUUGCUGGACUUUAUUCAGGAGGCCAAUGUGUAUGGAGUAGAGGUUCCAGGUCACGAGGGUCGAGCUGGCAUGGCAGCCAUGAUUGUGAGACCUAGCUUUAAGUUUGAUGGGAAGAAGCUGUUUGAGAAUGUCUUGUUUCACCUGCCGACCUACGCUCGCCCCCUUUUUAUUAGAAUACAGGAGUCAAUGGAGAUGACGGGCACAUUCAAGCAGCAGAAAUUUAAUCUGGUGAAGAGUGGAUUCAACCCUUCCACCAUAUCUGACCCUCUCUAUUUUUUAGACUAUACCGAGAAGAGUUAUAGUCUCCUCACAGACUCUGUGUAUGAAAGCAUAACAUCAGGACAGCUCAAGCUCUAGCUUUUAAAUUUGCACAAGGCUCUGUUACAUUAGCCAAAGAGGAGCCAUGUUGUUAUGAAGAAAGAGCCUGAUUGUGUCCAGCUCGUUUGUAGUGUUUUAUAUUUGAUGGAGUUUGAGAACAAUACAGAACAAGUUCAUGCUGAAUAAUGAAUUGCUUUCUCCAUUGUAAACAUUUCACAUGGACAGCAUUGGUUAAUAAUAAAUUAGACUGUUAAUGACUUUUGGCCUUUGCAGAGGAGACUGAUUACUAGGAUGCUAGCGCAGCCUGAAUCUCACCAGUGCCUAUUUGGUAUUGGAUUCUGGUGCCGUCCUUGCCAGUGCCUUUCUUUUUGGCACAAAAAAAAAGGCCAGGUGACACUCAACACUAACAAUGUUUGACAAUACCUCUACCUUUAUUAUUUUGUUGAUUCAAGCUCUCAUCUAUUCCUCUGCUAUCUCGGGAAGUAAUGGAGAUCAAAGCAUUGAACACACAUAGCUGCUACCAUAAUAAAACUUGAACCUGAAUUUAUUUUAGAUGUAAAGCAUUCCAAAAUAUUUAAAUAUAGACUGUAUAUACAUACCUCUGUACCUAUACGCCCAUUUGCCGUCGAACUAGGCAGCACAGAGGGAUAUGACUACUAACAUAGGUGAGCUGCUGAAUCUCAUUCCACAGCCACCUAGUUACAUCUAGCAGUAGGUAUCAUAAGUAAAUGGUGUUGUUAAUAAGCUGACAUAGUACUUAGUACACCUCUUUGUGAAAUGGAAGUGGGACAGCAUUUGCACUGUUUUUCAUAAUGAGAAUAAGAAAAUAUGUACUUAAACGAUAAAACAACAAGGAAAUGGGCGCAUUAAAUGCAAAUAAAUCAAGAUAUUGUGCUAAACCAAACAGCAGGACAUAUACAAUGUGAUGAAUUAAAUAAUAAAGGAAUUGCCUUUAGAAUAUGAAA